Trypanosoma cruzi is the source of this 636-nucleotide messenger RNA. RefSeq names its product mucin TcMUCII, putative. The coding region runs from base 1 to 636 and encodes 211 amino acids. NCBI's taxonomy places the organism in Eukaryota, Euglenozoa, Kinetoplastea, Trypanosomatida, Trypanosomatidae. The transcript has a single exon. The record is from RefSeq and is a predicted model, not a curated record.
AUGAUGACGUGCCGUCUGCUGUGCGCCCUGUUGGUGCUCGCCCUGUGCUGCUGCCCGUGCGUCUGCGGGACAGCAAGUGGUGAGGCUCAAGUUUCAACCACCGGCCAUCUACCCCCACUGCCACAGGGGCAAACUCGGGAGACCAUGUCUUCUGGUUCAAAAGCCCCUACACCCCCCAAGGCGAAUACUUCCGAUGAGGUGGAUCUGCCAGUUACGGUAGAUGCGGAAGGGGGGUCAGAUGUAUCGUCCACUACACAGGAUGGAAUAAUUCUGCCUGGUAAACCAGGGUCAGACGGUGGGAUCAAAAGUCAGCCAGGGUUAAUAGAUAAUCCCGAACAGUCAGUUGUAAAGAGUCAGGCGCAGGAAACAGGAGAGUCAAAAGGUAAUAAAGAUUUUACGGUAAAGACAAACACUACGACGAAUACGACACCAAUUACAACUACAACUACGACCACGACGACCACCACCGCCGCGCCCGAGGCACCAAGUACUACGACUACAGAGGCACCAACCACGACGACCACCCGCGCACCGUCGCGUCUUCGCGAAAUCGACGGCAGCCUCAGCAGCUCUGCGUGGGUGUGUGCCUCGCUGCUGCUCGCCGCAUCCGCGCUGGCGUACACCACUCUGGGCUGA